AUGUCGGACUCUUGGAACAAGCAGUAUCAUUGGAGGACGAAGGGAACCACGGCUUGGGCAAAGAGCUAUUUCAACGCUCAUUUGGUAGGCCUGGAAGCUCAAUUGGCUGGUGGUAGCGUCAAGACCACCGAGAUCAAGGAUUGGGAGGGUGGUGAGUGCAAAAGUUUUUCUUUGCUCCGCACUCGGCUUCACUUGCAUCGCUCUGGAGGUCCGAUCGAGCCAGCUGACUCCUGACUUGCGCAUGUCACACCCACAAACGUGCCACAGAUGUGGAGCUGGGUAAUAGAAAGAACAAGUUGAUCACCAUCUACGACUGCUCUUUCGCUCUUGCUUGGAGCGGUCAAGCAUCCGAUGGGUCUGAGGCAGCCGGCGUGAUCAGGUGGCCGGAAGUAAGCCACGAGAUCGAAGACAAUGAUGAGGAGUACAGGGUAAGUGCUUCCUCCCCUUCCGAGCCGGUCGCUCGGAUUCGCUUCAAAACAAUCAAGACCUUGCGGCAAGCGAUACACGGAGGUUUCUGUCCACUUGCGACGUGAACCUCUGCUGACAUGCUACAUCGCUUCUGACGCAGUUCGAGACGGAGCUCACGACAGGUGGUAACAGCGUCUCCUCACUCUACUCUGAACUUCGUUCCAAAUUCGCUCCGACUUUGAUUCCCGUUUUCAAGUCCUUUAGACCCACACUAGUAGCUACGCACGCAGGCGAUCUGGGCCACGAACAGGAGGCGGAGAACGCCAAAAAGAACGCCAAGCCGAUUCCGGAUGGGGCGCCCGUGAUUGGGGCUGCAGAGGAGAAGAAGGCCAGCGAUGAGAGUGCAGAGAGGGAAAAGAAGGAGAAGGAGGAUAAGGUGAGCACUGGCUCGCGUGGCUAUGCGCCAAGGGCCAGCAGCUCCGCGAAGUGGCAGGGAAGCGUGGCGCCUUUUGUACCGCCCGCAUCGCAACUUGUCCUCGAACCUGACUGACUCGAUGUGUUCCACACGACCACGGAUAUUUUCAGGAAAAGGCCGGCAUUCCCCUCUUGCCUCCCGGCUUUGGAAGUAUCUGA
Ceraceosorus bombacis is the source of this 1041-nucleotide messenger RNA. NCBI's taxonomy places the organism in Eukaryota, Fungi, Basidiomycota, Exobasidiomycetes, Ceraceosorales, Ceraceosoraceae. The record is from the annotation of a GenBank genome assembly.